UAGCCCUCGGAGAUGUGCCCGAUGGGACGGUGGUGACGGUGAUGGCGGGGAACGACGAAAACUACUCGGCAGAGCUCCGCAACGCCUCCGCCGUCAUGAAAAACCAAGUAGCGAGAUUUAACGACCUCAGAUUUGUUGGGAGAAGCGGCAGGGGGAAAAGCUUCACCCUGACGAUCACCGUGUUCACCAACCCCACCCAAGUCGCCACCUAUCACCGAGCCAUUAAAGUGACCGUGGACGGACCCCGGGAGCCACGAAGGCACAGACAAAAGCUAGAAGACCAAGCCAAACCUUUCACCGACCGCUACGGGGAGCUGGAACGGCUGCGCCAGUCCAUGAGAGUCACCCCAACAACGCCCAAUCCCCGCGGAUCCCUCAGCACCCCGAGCCACUUUGGGUCCCAGGCUCAAACUCCAAUACAAGGCACGUCAGAUCUGAGCCCCUUCUCUGAUCCCCGGCAGUUCGAUCGCUCCUUCCCGACGCUGCCGGCUCUCACCGAGACCAGGUUCUCCGACCCGCGGAUGCAUUACCCCGGCGCCAUGUCCGCUGCCUUCCCUUACACCGCGACACCCUCCGCCACCGGCAUUGGAGGCAUCAGCAUGACCAGCAUGCCCACCACGACACGUUUCCACCACACUUACCUGCCGCCCCCCUACCCUGGCUCCACGCAAAACCAAAGUGGACCCUUCCAGGCCAACCCCUCUCCCUACCAUUUGUACUACGGCACGUCUUCGGGCUCCUACCAGUUCUCCAUGGUCGCGGGUGGCGAGCGCUCCCCCACUCGGAUGCUCUCUUCUUGCACAAGUGCCUCAGCGGGGAACAACUUAAUGAAUCCCAACCUGGGUAGUCAGAACGACGGGGUGGAUGCAGACGGGAGCCACAGUAACUCGCCGACGACCAUGACGACUACUGGGAGGAUGGAUGAGUCCGUCUGGAGACCCUACUAGGAGGAACUCAACUGGGCAGCGAUAGCUUUAACUUAAACAGCUACCGUUAUGUUACUCCUUUUGGUAGUGAAUAGAGCAAAAUGAUGCCUAGGGAAAGGGUAAACCAAAGUCUCCCAAACCAAAAGCAAACCGGGAUCUUCUGCAUGCAAACAUGGGCAAACAUCAAGCAAAGACGGACCAAGAUCUACGUUACAUUUCAAGAUGAACGUCCACAAGGCUUGAAUUUGUUGCUUGAUGUGG
Molecule: messenger RNA, 1187 nt
Organism: Charadrius vociferus (killdeer)
Lineage: Eukaryota; Metazoa; Chordata; Aves; Charadriiformes; Charadriidae
Gene: RUNX3
Product: runt-related transcription factor 3
Exons: 4
Coding region: 42-947 (301 amino acids)
Biological process (GO): regulation of transcription by RNA polymerase II; hemopoiesis; neuron differentiation
Cellular component (GO): nucleus
Molecular function (GO): RNA polymerase II cis-regulatory region sequence-specific DNA binding; DNA-binding transcription factor activity, RNA polymerase II-specific; ATP binding
Source: RefSeq, a predicted model, not a curated record